Molecule: messenger RNA, 7193 nt
Organism: Zonotrichia leucophrys gambelii
Lineage: Eukaryota; Metazoa; Chordata; Aves; Passeriformes; Passerellidae
Exons: 8
Coding region: 168-3044 (958 amino acids)
Biological process (GO): protein ubiquitination
Cellular component (GO): cytoplasm
Molecular function (GO): zinc ion binding; ubiquitin protein ligase activity
Source: RefSeq, a predicted model, not a curated record
UGACGGCUGGAAGCGGCGUUUGGUGCGCAGCCCUCCCGGGUUCUGUGGCAGCCGGGCUGCAGCCCCCCGGUGCCGUCGAGCUGGAAGUGGAGGGGCAGUUGUACGAGCGGAGCCCGAAGCAGCAACAACAGCAGGAGCGGCGGCCGCCCGACCCCUCGCCGCCGCCGAUGGAGGCGAGCCUGACGUGCGCCGUGUGCCUGUCGCUGUUGGAGGAGCCGGUGACGCUGCCGCUGUGCUCGCACAACUUCUGCCGGGGCUGCGUGCUGGAGUGCCUAGCGUCGGCCGAGGCCGCCCGCCUGCAGCAGCUGCAGCGGAACCCGGGCCGGGCCCGUCUCGGCCGCGGGGCGCCGGGGCCGGGGCCGGGCCCCGGCCCGUCUUGCGCCCGUGUGCCUUGUCCUCUGUGCAGGAAGCUGUGCCUGCUGCCCCGCGGCGGCGUGGCCGCCCUGCCCGUCAACACCACCCUGGCCGAGGUGGUCAAGCUCUACCGGUCCGGCGCGGCGGGCGCCGCCACGGCCGGGGAGGCGGCGCUGGGGUCGAAGCCGGGAUCCGACCCGCUCUCCCUGCCGGCGUUCGGGGGAAGCUGCCAGAAACAUCCGAGCCGGCCGGUGCAGCUCUACUGCCGCAUGUGCCGGCAGGCGGGGUGCGGGCAGUGCGUCUCCGAGGAGCACCAGGGCAUCUUCCACUCUGUCAACCUCAUAGACACGGUGUACCAGGAAGAAAAAUUAACCUUCUUUAGCACUCUGAAACAAAUGAGGAUAAUGAAUGAGAAGCUGGUCAAUGAGAUCUCAAAACAACCGAAUGAUGCAGAUAUGACAUUGAAAAACGAUGUGGAGAUAAUUGAGCUAAAAUUUGGAGAAAUUUUCAAAACUCUAGAAGUGAAAAAACAGCAAUUACUAGAAGAUGCCGGAAAUCAAAGAAGUAAAAAAGAGAAGGAAUUUCAGAUUUGGAAGAAAAUGAAAGAAACGCACAAGAAGACCAUUGAUAAUUUUUUGAAGGAUUGUGAAAAGCUUGUCCAUGAAUGUGAUCCUCAGUGUUUCCUGGAGGUUGCCUGUGGCUUGAAUUCAAGAAUGAAAACUCAGCUUGAUGUGAUGAAUAUAGCAUCCAACUGGGAAAAACCACCAGUGUAUAUACCAAAGAAGAUAGAUAUCAAGUCUGUGGUUAAUGAAAUCUUAGCAUUGGAGUUAACACCUGUUGAUGCAGGCAUUGUUCAAGAGCUGCCUUAUGAAGGAAAUGAGAGCUCAACUCUAUUUAAAGAUACCUUAAAGCAAUGGCAGGACCAGAAGAAUAUACCCAACACAUUUCUUCCUGUAGCAGGACAGGAUGAAGCAGACGGUAGCAGGAUCCCUACUCGCUUUAUGUCAAUAUCAGAAAUGUCAGCAUUUCAAAAUAUGAGCCAUGAGGAGCUACGUUACAAAUACUAUAUGGAACUUCAGAAGCUCACCAAUGUGUUUAAGACUCAAAGUUUCCCUGCUAACAAAAAGUAUAAAUUUGUAACUGCUGAGGCCUUCAAGAAUAAGUCCUCAGGAACUUCUUUUGUAUCUUCACCUGCCAAAGCAAAUAAGACAGAUAAAAUAAAAAUGGGAGCCCUGCAAAGAGGAGGUGGCUUUGACAAAGGAAACUCUCCUGGAAGCAGUGCUCACAGCAUCCCAUCCACAAGUAAUGGUGGCUUAAAAUUAUUUCAUGAGGGAAGUGGCCAGGAAGUAUCUGGUGUAGCUUUGUCAGAAGCCUCUCCAGACUUGUUAAUUAAAGAAAAAUGGCCAAGACAGGCAUCAGCAGGUACUGAUUCAUCCAAGGAAAUGAAUGCAAAUUCUGGCACUUUAUUGGACUUACAACCAGCAGCAACAGUGGCUGUUACUGUUUCAGCUUCAGAAUCUGUAGAUGUUUCAGCAGAGAGACCUUCAGGUGUACCUUUUACUUUCAGUGCAUCUAACAACUCAUUACCAAGAUUUAGUAAAGACAGAGGUACAUUUUCCUUUAAAAAGCAAGACAAGAGAUGUACUUUCCCUCAGUUUUAUUUAGGGAAAUGUGAUAAGCUGGAUAAAACCAAUAACCAGGAUAAAUAUGGUCCUGAAGCCAAGAACAUAGUUUGUGAUGCUCCAACAAGUCCUAAUGUAGUCUCACCUGAAAGUGAGAAACCACACAUUUUGUUUCCCUUUGGCAAUUCAGAAAGAGAUUGGUUUGCAGGAUCGGAAGCUAGCAAUUCAUGUAAGGUGUUACCAUCAUCCUCAUUUUUCACCCAAUCUGAGAAGCCAUCUGACAAAACAUUAUCUCACAUGAAGGAAAAAACACCUUGUGCAAAGGAACCUGGAGGAUGUGGUACACAGAAACCAUCUGUCUUAAGGGAGCAAAAACCUCACACUUCAGAAUCCAGCACAACUGUAGCCUGUGGUACUUCAGACACCAACACUGGAGCUGGGGUGAAUGACGUCUCCAAGACCCCUCUUCUCACCAAUAAUUGUGUGUUUCCUUUCAAAAGUAACUUUCCAUUGCCUUCACCAGUAUUUUCAUUUGGAGGCAUUCUCAGAAAUACCUCUGAUUUGCUGACUUCUUCUGUGUUUUUUUCUGGAAACAGAACAGAAAAAAUUGAUAAGGAGAAGAUGAAAUCUGACAAAACACUUCUAAAUCUAGGAAAACCUGUAACUUCAGAGUGUGCAGAGCCUUCUUCUCUUCAGAGUCGUCCAAAAUGUGAAGGCUCAUGUUUGCCAGUGAACUCAUCUGAAAACACUGAAAGUGCAGAAAGGCUUGGUGAUGGUAGCACUCCGUGUCAACCUUUAUGUUCAGGAGUCCUUCCUGUUGAGUAUGAGAAUGCAUCCUCCACUCAACUCCCUGAAGCAACACAACAACAAAAAAUGGUAAAAGAUGAAGAAGCUGUUGCUGAAAACAACUGUUCGUGUCCUAGAAGGGAGGAUGAACCUGAGCCCGUACAGUGUCAGAGCACAGCUUGUUCUGUUCCUGGCACGUGCAAUGAUCCAUCUUUAGGAGGUUCUGUGCUUGCAGUAAGUGAGACAGGAGAAAUGCUAAGAGACAGCACUUCUGACACCUAAGAGCUAAGUCAAACAUCUGUCUCUACUGAUACCAGCCAUGCAUCGGAAUAUUUUUCUGUUGCUGAAGACAAAAUGUCACGUAGAACAAAAUCAGAUGUGAAGAGAGACUGAAAAGGAUAAUAAGCUGGAAUGAAAUAAAUGCUACUUAACACAUUAAAAGGUGGGCAUAGUUGUGAUUUUACAGCUGUUCUACCCACUUCUCACCAAUCAAGGUAUAUCUGUGUCAGAAACAUAGCUGCUUAUGAGCAGUACAAUGCAAUGAAGUGACUUUUAUAGUAUAGUCAUUAUCUCAAGAAACAACCAAAAAUGUCAUGUCCUGCUCAAGACCAAAGCAUAGCCAUAGAUGCUGCAUCUUCAAGAAUGCAAACCUUCUGGGGUGUGUUUGGGGGAUGGAGAGCUGAGGUGUCCCAGAGAGCGAGCUGGGGGAAGCCUCAGUGGCGGGAGGCAGUUAAUUGCUGUCUGUGUGCAGCACUUGCACUUCAAUGGGUAAGAGAACACCGAGAGCAUUCACCUCACUGGCAGGGAGGGAGGAGAGCCACAAAAAUAAAGGAUAUUGAAGGUGUUACUAAAAAUUGUUUUACUUAUCUCCCCUUGGCUGUUCCUUUUUCUGUGAUGUGUUUAAUGUAUGUUGAAGGUAUGAGUUCAAGUGUAAUUUCAAUAAUUUCUCUUGUGCUUUUGAAAUGGAAGCAUCAUAUCAGUGUUCUUGUUACACACUGCAGAAGGGUGUCAGCUACACUUCUGAAGUGCUUUCAGGAAAAAGAAACAUCACAAUUGAAUUUCAGCUCUUUUUGGCAACUGUUUGGGGAUACUUGGACAGAUUAACCUGCUGUUUUAUUGAAAGCUUUUGGAGAACCUAGCUUUUAAGCCACAAAAACUUUAUUUUGACAUCUGUGUGUAAUAAUAACAAAAAAAGGAAAACAGCACUUCUUACUAUAUAUUAAUGAUUUGGAAUUCAUGGAGUUUUUAGUCUGAAAAUCAGUACACAGUAAGGAUAAAAAGACCACCUUUUCUACUUUGCUGGCUAUCUUGCUGGAUCCAAGAGAUAACUGCUUUAGUUAUUGGAAUACACAGACAGAAGCACUGUUUCAGAAUAAAGGUCUAUUGUGUUUACUGUUCAUGCUUCAGCAAAAGCUGAUGCUAGGCUUUAAAGAAAUUAAUUGUGUAUUAGAUAGAUAUGUCAACUGGCAGUAUUAAAUCAAAAUGCAGAAUGUUUAAUAUUUCUUCAGAAGUUUUCACUGGCAACUAGAAAAAUCAAUAAUCUACAAAUUACCUCUGUAACUCUGUAAGAAAAAUAUUACUUAAAUUCAAAUCUCUGCAGUAUUUACUAAUAUACUUACUGUGACAUAAAGCUUAGAGAAACCAUUCUUCUUUCAGGAAAUUUUGACCUGAUUUCAUUUGUGUUCAGUUCUUGCCUCAGUUUUUCUGUGGUUGUGCAUUCCUUUAUUAAAUGUGCUGAAAAUUAUUAAAUGUUUCUGCUAUUUAUCGCAAUAAUACGACUUUUCUGGCUGCAUUACAAUAAGGAAGAUGGUGAAAAUUCUCUUUAUGGUUAGUCUUUUUGUUCUUGAUGUUCAUCUCUUAAAUCUUACUGUAUUUCAAUUUCUUCUAAGAUUUUUUUUCUGCUGUUAUCUCUAGACAUUCUUGUCAUGUUAUGCAUGUGUAAGAGAGAAAUGUUAACUCAAAUCACUGUAAGACAAAGGCUGAGCAAGAUGAUAAUGGCAGUGUCACAGGUGGCAGUUGGUCUCACUCUUAACAAAAGCAAGAGAACAGUUUUAGAGUCAGAUGAGGCACCUGUAAAAUUCAGUGCCAGAAAGUUGCAGAAAAUGUUUGUUUUCUUUUACACUGACAAAAAAAUUCCUAAUGAGCUAGGGUUAAUCAGAAACUAUAACAAGUUUCUGAAGCUUAACAUAUUUUCAACCUGUCUUCUGUUAAUUUCUGUUAUUUCAUAAGAGUUUGAUAAAGUCUAUCUUCCAUCCAGAUACUUUUUCUCUUAGUGAAAAGACACUCAUAAAGCAAAUACUACUAUAUACUACUUUGAAAGUAAAAGUUGUGGGUGUGGGGGUUUGCUCCAGUCCUGGGGCUGCUUUUCAGGCUUUGCUGACCAAGUGCCUUACAGUGCAGCAUUCAGGUUUUACAGGGCAGAUCUGAUUCACAUAGAAACAAACAAGGAUCCUUGCCCACUCCUUGGGCCGUACUGUGCUGACCCAGAAGGGAGCCCUUCCCCUGUUCCCUGAAAAUGCUGUGAGGUACAGAAUAACCUCUGGGUCUUGGGCUUGCCUCCUCCUGACUACUGUAAAAAUUAACCCUGUCCUGGAUGGAAGCAGGACAAUCAGUGAUCUUGGGUGAACCAGAACUAAUUCAAAGAAAUGGGAUUCAGAGUUGUCCCUAAUGCAUAUUUGGGUUUUUAUCCAUAGAGAAUAACUUACACCACUGUCUUGGUCAUCGUCAUAAAAUUCUGUGUAGCAGUGAGGACUGAUGUCAAAGCCUCACUUUCCUAGGUUAUCUAAACUUAGGUAUGUGUGUAUAUUUUUUUUCAGAUUAUAGGUAAACAAAAAGGCAGUGUUAAAGUGAAGAAUUUGUCUGAAAAUACUACUGGGAAAUUUGCCCUUGCUGGUAAAAAAACCCAAAAACAGACAAAGAAAUAUUAAAAAAAAAAAAAAAAAAAAAAAAAAAAACAGAAAAAACCCCAAAGGACCAAGGAAAUAGCAUAUUUUUCUAAACUCAGUAAUUUGUUUUACACAAUUCUGUAUCUUUCUGAUUCCUUAAUAUACAGGGGAUAAAAAUUAAGCAGUUCUACAUAUGGCUGAAAAAUUAUAUUCAUCAAGUUUUGUGGUAUUGUUAUGAAGUCCUCUAUGUAUUUCAGGUUUUGUAAACUAAAUCUGCAGGCCAGUUUGAAAGCUUUUUUAGUGGUUCAUGACUAUACUACUUGAUGAUUUAAUAGAAACCUUGGAAAGCAAUUAAAAUAGUUUAUUUUAUUAUAAUAGUUAAAGUACAUGCUUCACAAAUGAGCUGAAAGUUUCUAGUGCUGUCCUACUGAGGCUAAUCUCUCCAGCUGUCAGAAAUGUGAUGUUUGUUCAAUAUAUGUCUGAGAGCUGUAUUAACACAUAUGUCACUGCCUGGAUAAAAGGUGCAACUGAAAGAUAAAGUACAACUAUUUGGUUUUGUAACUAUUAAAAAAAAAUAAAAUUUAUUAAAAACAAUUGUUUAGUUGACAUUUAGAGCUGCUUAAAUGUCAAUAUUUAAAGGUUAACUUCCUAAAGCAAACUUUGCAUUAUUUUGUGGUUUUGGUUUAGUUAUUAUUUUAUUAUUGGUUAUUAGCUAAAGCUUUAUUCUGAAAUUGGAUUUGAUAACUCAGAUCUAGUAACUUUCUAACAUAAAAACUGAUGGUCUGUGUGGUAAGACUGUUAAGUACUGGUGCUUGGGUUAGUUUUCAUUCUUCAGGUAACAUAGUUCAGUUUCCCUUUAUAGUUUUCUUCCAGCUAUUUAAAUGACAGUAGAACAUUCUUAUUUGGAUCAUUGCAGUUCACUUAGACUUGCUUUGGUUUAAUAAAAACAAAGGAGCAUUGUUCCCUUUUAAGUUUCUUUAAAAGUGAAGUAUAUAUUGUAUUCUAAAAAAUUUAUUACACCCAAUAGAUUUAAUAAGCAGUGAAAAAUCCUUGAGUGCAUAGUAAGUGUGUUUAACCUGAAGAAAUAAAAAAAAAUCAUUCAUUUAACUUGAAGAAAGAAAAAAUCAAAUAGAUAUGCACUUGAACUGUUUCAUUGUUAAUAAACCCUGGUGUGUAGGUAGAGUAAGGAGGAGGAGAGUAUUUGAUAUGACCUCAAAUACUGAAACAGUAGUUCCCUGGGAUCACUGCAGAGAAGCUAUAAGCUUAAACUAAUAAUGCUGCAGAGGCUCAUGUUUCUAUAAUUAUAUUGAGCAUAUAAGACUCAUGAGUAGUAUUAGAAAAGAUAAUUUAUUAAUAUUAUAUUGAGAACAUGGUAUCAACUGUUUGAAUAACCUGUUGCAAAGCUGAAUUGGAACAGUGCAGACAAAUUUGCUGGCUAAAUUGAGCAGGAGAUUGUGUGAGCUUUCUAUCAAUGAUGAAGACCCUAUGUUUUGCAAAAAGGACCCCUAAUUACUGAAAAGUAACUUAAUAAACUCAGUUCCUAGUA